Molecule: messenger RNA, 2033 nt
Organism: Macadamia integrifolia
Lineage: Eukaryota; Viridiplantae; Streptophyta; Magnoliopsida; Proteales; Proteaceae
Product: pectinesterase-like
Exons: 2
Coding region: 81-1826 (581 amino acids)
Biological process (GO): cell wall modification
Molecular function (GO): pectinesterase activity; pectinesterase inhibitor activity
Source: RefSeq, a predicted model, not a curated record
CAUCCUCCUCCUCCUCCAAAGCAAUCUUCUCAACCCUUCAUUUCCUUUCCUACUCCACACUAACACUUCCACUAGUCCAAAUGUUAGAACUAGGGAACCCCACCAUUUCCACCUUAUCCAUGAAGAAGAAGAAGAAGAAGAAAGUCCUCUUAGUAACACUUUCUUUCAUCCUUCUCAUUGCCACUGUAAUCGGCAUUGUCGCCGGCGUAACCUCCCGCAAGAACUCCGGUAGCAAACACUCCCCGGGGCAUACCAUUCUCAAAUCUUCAUGCAGUAUCACUCGUUACCCAGACCUAUGCCACUCCGCAAUCGCCACCGUCCCCGGCGCCAUUGACAAACUAAUGAGCCAGAAGGACGUGAUUGAAAUCUCUCUCAACAUCACAACCACCGCCGUGGAACACAACUACUUCACCAUAGAGAAGCUUAUAGCCACCAAGAAGAAGAGCUUAACCGAAAGGGAGAAGACAGCUCUACAUGAUUGUCUAGAGAUGGCGGAUGAGACAUUGGAUGAGUUAUACAAAACAGCCCAAGAUCUCAAUCAGUACAGAAAAGUAAAGAAAACGAUAUCUCACCACGCGGCUGACCUGAAGACACUGGUGAGUGGUGCAAUGACGAACCAGGAUUCAUGCCUAGACGGGUUCUUGCAAGAGGGAGCAGAUAAGGAGGUGAGGUCAGUGCUGGAGGCAGGUCAGGUGCACGUGUACAAAAUGUGUAGUAACGCAUUGGCCAUGAUCAAGAACAUGACGGAUACCCAUAUGGCUGAGGAAAGGAAGGAGAGAAAGCUGAUGAUGAUGGAUGGUGACAAGAGAGAGAGUGAUGAGAUUGAAUUUCCGGAGUGGUUGUCAGUGGGUGAUCGGAGGCUGCUGCAGGCAACUACGGUGACGGCGGAUGUGACGGUGGCGGCUGACGGGAGUGGGAACUUUAAGACGGUGGCGGCAGCAGUGGCGGCGGCGCCGGAGAAGAGUAGUAAGAGGUAUGUGAUAAGGAUAAAAGCAGGUGUGUACAAGGAGAAUGUGGAGGUGCAUAAGAAGAAGACCAAUAUAAUGUUUGUGGGAGAUGGGAGGAAGAACACCAUUAUCACUGGUAGCAGGAAUUUUGUUGAUGGUAGCACCACCUUCCACUCUGCUACUCUUGCUGUGGUUGGGGAGCGGUUCUUGGCUCGGGAUAUUACAAUCCAAAACACCGCAGGUCCAUCGAAGCACCAGGCCGUGGCACUUCGGGUCGGGUCAGACCAAUCGGCCUUCUACCGGUGCGACAUACUAGCAUACCAAGACACCCUCUACGUCCACUCCCUUCGCCAAUUCUACGAGGGGUGCCUAAUUUCCGGCACUGUGGAUUUCAUAUUCGGGAACGCAGCAGCCGUAUUCCAGAACUGCGAUAUCCAUGCCCGACGACCCGGAUCGGGUCAAAAGAACAUGGUGACAGCUCAUGGUAGAGAUGACCCGAAUAUGAACACCGGGAUUGUGAUCCAGAAAUGCAGGAUUGGUGCCACUUCGGAUCUGGAAGUAGUGAAGAGCCAGUUUCAUACUUACCUGGGAAGGCCAUGGAAGGAAUACUCGAGGACCAUUGUGAUGCAAUCAUCUAUAAGUGAUGUUAUCAAUCCGGUCGGGUGGCAUGAGUGGAUGGGUAAUUUUGCACUGGAUACUUUAUUUUAUGCAGAGUAUCAGAACACUGGGGCUGGUGCAGGAACAGCAAAUAGAGUGAAGUGGAAGGGACACAAGGUGCUCACUAGUGCCACUCAGGUUCAGGCCUUCACUGUUUCAAGCUUCAUUGCUGGUCAUUCUUGGUUGGGAUCCACUGGGUUUCCUUUCUCUCUUGGUUUAUGAAUGAAUAAUUGAGUUGGUGAUCCAUCUCUACAUAAAAAAUUGAUCCCAGUAUUAGGAUAAAAAAGGGAUUUUGUUAAGGAAACUCUUAUAUCUAUUAUGCUGUACUAAUCAUGCUCUUGCCUUUGAAAAUAGAGUAAUGAACCUGGCCUUCUCUGCACUUCUUGGGUCUUUGAUCAAUAUAAUGCAACUUUGUUGGUUUGUCCGUUC